Molecule: messenger RNA, 1170 nt
Organism: Penicillium subrubescens
Lineage: Eukaryota; Fungi; Ascomycota; Eurotiomycetes; Eurotiales; Aspergillaceae
Product: casein kinase 1 family protein
Exons: 1
Coding region: 1-1170 (389 amino acids)
Biological process (GO): endocytosis; signal transduction; peptidyl-serine phosphorylation
Cellular component (GO): cytoplasm; nucleus
Molecular function (GO): ATP binding; protein serine/threonine kinase activity
Source: RefSeq, a predicted model, not a curated record
AUGACGACAACAGAUGUGUGUGUCGGUAACAAGUACCGCAUCGGGCGCAAGAUCGGUGGCGGCAGCUUUGGUGACAUCUACCUAGGCACCCACAUUAUCUCCGGUGAGGAGAUUGCUAUCAAGCUCGAGAACGUCAAAGCGAAGUACCCUCAGCUGGCAUACGAAGCCCGUGUCUACAAAUCUCUCGCUGGCGGUAUCGGUAUUCCCUUAGUCCGUUGGUUCGGUACCGAAUGUGACUACAAUGCCAUGGUGAUUGAUCUCCUAGGUCCCAGUCUGGAGGACCUGUUCAACUUUUGCAACCGCAGGUUCUCACUCAAGACCGUCCUGCUUCUCGCCGAUCAGCUCAUAUCCCGCAUUGAGUACAUCCACGCCAGGUCGUUCAUCCACCGUGAUAUCAAGCCCGACAACUUCCUAAUGGGUAUCGGCAAGCGUGGUCACCAGGUCAAUGUGAUCGAUUUCGGACUGUCCAAGAGGUACCGUGACCCCAGGACUCACUCUCACAUUCCCUACCGUGAGAACAAGAACCUUACGGGUACUGUCCGUUACGCCAGUAUCAACUCCCACCUGGGUGUCGAGCAGUCGCGCCGUGACGACAUGGAGUCACUCGGCUACGUGAUGCUCUACUUCUGCCGCGGCUACCUACCUUGGCAGGGUCUGAAUGCAGCUACGAAGAAGCAGAAGUACGACCGCAUUAUGGAGAAGAAGAUGUCCACCCCAACCGAGGUUCUCUGCCGUGGGUUUCCCAAAGAGUUCGCCGUCUACCUGAACUACGCUCGGUCGCUCCGCUUCGACGACAAGCCUGACUACAUGUACCUGCGCAAGUUGUUCCGUGACCUCUUCGUCCGCGAGUCCCUGCAGUACGACCACGUCUUCGACUGGACCGUCUACAAGUAUCAGAAGAACGUCAGUUUGAUUGUGGACGCGUCCUUCCUGGACGCGUCCAGGAAGGACAAUGGUGACGAGCAAGCGCAGCCUGGGGUGCGGCUGGCAACCCCGGCCAGUACUACCGCCAAGCCGGGUGCGAUCUGGAGCCAGCGCAACAAGGUCAUUGACCGCAGCACGCUGGACCACACUCCGGACACCAACCGUGCCGUGGGAGGCAAUGACAAGGGGUUUCACACAGCGUCGCAUCCACCCCGUAGAACGUGGGUCAGACCACCGUGCAAUUGA